AUGUUGCGAACUACACGUAACUUCCACCACACAUCAAGACUCCUAAGAGGUCAAAACUUGACAGAAAAGAUAGUGCAAUCCUACGCAGUAAAUCUCCCAAAGGGUAAAAUUGUCCAUUCAGGAGACUAUGUAUCCAUUCAACCAGCGCAUUGUAUGUCUCACGACAAUUCAUGGCCUGUCGCAUUGAAAUUCAUGCAAAUUGGUGCUACUAGAGUUAAAAACAACAGACAAAUAGUCAACACGUUGGAUCAUGAUAUUCAAAACAUGUCUGAAAAGAAUCAAACCAAAUAUAGAAACAUUGAAAAUUUCGCAAAGAAACAUGGCGUAGAUUUUUAUCCUGCAGGAAGAGGUAUAGGUCAUCAAAUUAUGGUGGAAGAAGGUUACGCAUUCCCAUUGAACAUGACAGUCGCAUCUGAUUCUCAUUCAAAUACAUACGGUGGGCUAGGUUCUCUUGGGACACCAGUUGUAAGAACUGAUGCUGCCGCUAUAUGGGCCACUGGGCAAACUUGGUGGCAAAUUCCUCCAGUUGCUAAAGUCGAAUUGAAAGGUGAAUUACCUUCAACAAUUGCUGGGAAGGAUAUUAUUGUUGCAUUGUGUGGUGUCUUCAAUAAGGAUCAAGUCUUAAAUCAUGCUAUCGAGUUCACGGGGGAUUCAUUGGAAAAAUUGCCAAUCGAUUAUAGAUUAACUAUUGCUAAUAUGACUACUGAAUGGGGGGCCCUUUCCGGUCUUUUCCCAGUAGAUAAAACUUUAAUCAAUUGGUAUCAUGAUCGUUUAAAGAAGAUUGGUCCAAGCCAUCCAAGAAUUAAUGAAAAAACUAUUAAAGAUUUGGAAAUUAAGGCGCAAACUUUCAAAGCUGAUGAAGAUGCAAAAUACGCUAAGAAACUAGUCAUCGAUCUUUCCACUUUAACUCAUUACGCAUCUGGUCCAAAUAGUGUUAAAAUUUCUAAUACUGUUAAGGAUUUAGCAAAGCAAAAUAUUAAAAUUGAUAAAGCUUAUUUGGUUUCUUGUACCAAUGCUCGUCUUUCUGAUUUAGAUGCUGCUGCUGAUAUUAUUUGCCCAACUGGUGAUAUAAAUAGGAUUAAUAAAGUCGCUGACCAUGUCGAGUUCUAUAUUGCCGCUGCAUCUUCUGAAGUUGAAAAGGAUGCUCGUGAAUUAGGUAUCUGGGAUAAAUUAUUAAAGGCUGGUUGUAGACCAUUACCAUCGGGAUGUGGUCCAUGUAUUGGUCUCGGUGCCGGUCUAUUGGAAGCAGGUGAAGUUGGGAUUAGUGCUACAAAUAGAAAUUUCAAAGGUAGGAUGGGUUCCAAGGACGCCUUAGCUUACUUGGGUUCCCCAGCUGUCGUUACUGCAUCCGCUAUCUUAGGUAGAAUUGGUUCUCCUGCUGAAGUUCUUGGUGUUGAAGAGCCUCCAUUUAAUGGUGUUAAAGCUGAAGUGUAUGAAGAACCAAUCGAACAUGCUGCAACUGAAGGCGCAGCCUCAUUUGAGACAGCAGCUGUUGAAAUAUUGGAAGGCUUCCCACGUCAUAUUGAAGGUGAAUUAGUUUUCUGUGAUGCUGAUAAUGUUAACACAGAUGGUAUAUAUCCAGGUAAAUAUACUUAUCAAGAUGAUGUUUCCAAGGAAACGAUGGCGAAAGUCUGUAUGGAAAAUUAUGAUGCCGAAUUCCAAAAUAAAGUUAAGGCAGGUGAUAUUGUUGUUAGUGGGUUCAAUUUCGGUACUGGUUCUUCAAGGGAACAAGCUGCUACGGCAAUGUUAGCAAAGGGUAUCCCAUUAGUUAUCUCCGGUUCUUUCUCUAAUAUUUUCUCGAGAAAUUCUAUUAAUAACGCAUUAUUAACCUUGGAAAUUCCUGCAUUAAUAGAAAUAUUACGUGCUAAGUAUAAGGACGCUCCAAAAGAACUAACAAGAAGGACUGGUUUAUUCAUAAAGUGGGAUGUCUCUAAUGCUGAAGUUAUCAUUUCUGAAAAUUCAUUAGAUGGCCCUGUCAUUCUCAGACAAAAGGUUGGUGAAUUAGGUACCAACUUGCAAGAAAUCAUCGUUAAAGGCGGUCUAGAAGAAUGGGUUAAGGCUCAACUAUAG
Messenger RNA from Naumovozyma dairenensis CBS 421, 2070 nucleotides. RefSeq names its product homoaconitate hydratase LYS4 (gene LYS4). Bases 1 to 2070 code for a protein of 689 amino acids. The transcript has a single exon. Gene Ontology annotation, biological process: L-lysine biosynthetic process. Gene Ontology annotation, molecular function: 4 iron, 4 sulfur cluster binding; homoaconitate hydratase activity. The record is from RefSeq and is a predicted model, not a curated record. Lineage: Eukaryota; Fungi; Ascomycota; Saccharomycetes; Saccharomycetales; Saccharomycetaceae.